This is a messenger RNA of Micropterus dolomieu (smallmouth bass), 496 nucleotides long. Its product is annotated as DEP domain-containing mTOR-interacting protein-like. NCBI's taxonomy places the organism in Eukaryota, Metazoa, Chordata, Actinopteri, Centrarchiformes, Centrarchidae. The record is from RefSeq and is a predicted model, not a curated record. The coding region runs from base 77 to 496 and encodes 139 amino acids. The transcript has 3 exons.
CCAUGUCCCUUUUUAUUUGUCACCAGUCACCAACAAGCAUCACUUUGUCAACGGGCCCCUACUCUACCAGUUCAGGAUGAAUUUCCGGCGACGCCGGCGAUUGAUAGAACUUCUUCACGAGCGUGGCCGCAGCAUCCCAGAGAGUCAUGACAGCCCCUUCUGUCUCCGCAAACAGAACUCAGACGGAGGCAACACAAGCUUCCUCUCAGUGAGUCCCACUAAAGAGAUAAAGGUGGUGGUCGGAGUUCGGCGGAGCAGCAUGAGCAGCAGCUGUGGCAGCAGCGGUUAUUACAGCAGCAGUCCUACGCUCAGCAGCAGUCCACCUGUCCUCUGCAACCCCAAGUCAGAUCACUGUCUCACCAUGAAUGUGGAAAACUGGUAUAGAAGCGGAAGGGACGGGAUAGAUGUUUUUUGUGCAUACUGGCAGAUGAAUGGCUCCUGUGUCAAGCCUUUUAAUGUAUUGAUUAUACUGGUAAUGAGUUCUUUAAGACACUAA